Messenger RNA from Pelagomonas calceolata, 592 nucleotides. NCBI's taxonomy places the organism in Eukaryota, Pelagophyceae, Pelagomonadales, Pelagomonadaceae. The record is from the annotation of a GenBank genome assembly.
GGGGGGGUUGCGCCGAGCACGGGAGUGAGAACACCCGUGAUCCCCGCACUUGCGUGCUUUGCAUCCACUCAGCUUCGCACUCAGCUCUGCAAAUCAGUGCGAAACCGACUUCAGGAGCGAUGCGCUCUCUGCUUGCCCCAACACUGGUGAUUGCAGCUUGCUCUCUCACAGUGCAGCCGCGCAUGACGCGACGCAGCCUUGGCGGUCUGCUGCCGGCACUCGUCGCGUUGCCGAGCCAGACAGCGUUUGCAGCCGACCUCAAGAAGGACUGCAUCAAAGACUGCGUUUCAAACUGCAACCGCGUCGCGCCCGGCAACAAGGCGUACUGCGCGGUCCAAUGCGAGGACUACUGCGCCCAGGACGACCGCAAGGAACCCAGCGAAGGAAACUAGGCGACGUAGAUCACGUCGAUUUCCGUGCAGGCAAGGACGGCCUGUCCGGGUCCGUCUCGAGCGAGGGCGGCGAGGUCGGCUGGACGAGCUACGCGCGAGCUGGCAACACUGUGGAAUACGGCGAAGACAAGCCACCCCAGAUGGACAUCCUACCGAAGUCCUUGCUGCCCCAGGCGCUCAGGGGAGGUUCGUAAAAUGAU